This is a messenger RNA of Chironomus riparius, 473 nucleotides long. The record is from the annotation of a GenBank genome assembly. Lineage: Eukaryota; Metazoa; Arthropoda; Insecta; Diptera; Chironomidae.
CGAUAAUUUGAUUAAAUUACACUGAGUUUGGUAUAAAUUGAUCAAACAAUUUGUCCAAAAUUUCAUUGUCAACUCAACAAACAAUGUCAAAAGUAACCUCUAGAUCUAUGAUUUUUGUAGCAGUAAUUGCUGCAGUUUUGGGAAUAUUGAGUACUGUACCAGUACCUCAGAAAGUCUUUGACUUUAAUUUGCAAAAUGGUUUUCCUGGUCAAGGUUAUGGAUUUCCAGCGGGUAAAUUUGGAUUUUCAGUACCAGGUUUCCAAUUCAAUGCAAACGGAUUCAACAGCUAUCCAUUUAACUCAUUCUCAGUUUUAGCAAAUGGAAGCAUAUACAAUUCAGCAACAGGAAAUAUGAUUAAUGGAUUUUUAGUUCCCAGCACUAGUAAUGGUAAUAAUAUUAAUUUUGCUUCAAAUCCUGGAGUUGAUGUUCGUGUUGGAUAAAGUUGAAGUAUGAAAAAUAAAAUAAAAAUUGCG